Molecule: messenger RNA, 902 nt
Organism: Sorghum bicolor (sorghum)
Lineage: Eukaryota; Viridiplantae; Streptophyta; Magnoliopsida; Poales; Poaceae
Product: dirigent protein 1
Exons: 1
Coding region: 18-731 (237 amino acids)
Source: RefSeq, a predicted model, not a curated record
AGCCUCUCGUGUUGUCGAUGGACGAAUUAUAUAAGCACAUGCUGCGUUCCACGGUUCAAGUAGAAAGCCCCUUUGUCCUUCAUUCUCUCCCUGAUCACACCAUGGCCAAAAGAAAGCUUAGUACCGUGCAGCUCCAACUGAUACUUAUCUCCAUGGCGCUUGCCACCGCCACCGCCACCGCCACCACGCACCUCCAGUUCUACGUGCACGACGUCGUGACGGCAACAGCAGGCAGCCCGGCAACGGCGGUGCAUGUGGCGAGGGCCAUGAGGCCGCUGCCAGGAGUCCCCAAUGUCCGCUUCGGCGACACGAUCGUGAUCGACGACCCACUGACAGAAGGGCCCGACGCGGCGUCACCGGCAGUGGGGCGCGUGCAGGGGUUCUACACCUUUGUGGAUCAGCACCAGCUGGCUGUGAUACUCUCCCUGAACAUAGUGUUCACGGCGGGGAUGCACAACGGCAGCUACCUCGUCGUCCAGGGAAAGGGCGCCUUCUUUGACGAGGUCACGGAGCUGGCGGUCAGUGGCGGAGCCGGCAGGUUCCGUGGAGCCAGCGGUUACGGUCUGCUCAGGACGCACUCCUUCGACUCCGGCACCAACAACGCCGUGGUCAAGAUCGAAAUACACCUGCAAAUGUUCCAGGGAUCAUGCGAAUUCACCUGUGAAUCGAACCUUGUUCCAGGGACAUGUGCUGCUCUAACUAGUAUGGACAUGGAAAGUUUGGAGAUGUAAUUAUCAAUAAUCAUGUAAUGUGUUUUAAUUUGUUUUAGGAUCACACUCUGCACAUGCCUCAUCAUUUAGCUCGUAUGAACAUGAGAGAGAGAGAGAGAGAGUGUGGUGGAUCAAGAAAACACUUUGUAUUACAACUCAUUUUCGAGUCAGACUGCAUCGUGAUUGGACAUA